Messenger RNA from Pelobates fuscus (common spadefoot toad), 1981 nucleotides. It is a transcript of the gene LRRC43, whose product is annotated as leucine rich repeat containing 43. NCBI's taxonomy places the organism in Eukaryota, Metazoa, Chordata, Amphibia, Anura, Pelobatidae. Gene Ontology annotation, molecular function: protein binding. The transcript has 12 exons. The record is from RefSeq and is a predicted model, not a curated record. The coding region runs from base 40 to 1791 and encodes 583 amino acids.
UAGUUCCACAGCAAAACUAUGUAUCAAAGAUAAGUUCUGAUGAUCAAAAUGUCGGGUAUCUCUGUGUCUGCAGCUUUGAAAGACCAGCUGCAAACUUUGUGCUUGAGAUCCUUCCCAUGUGGCCCUGGGAGCUGGGCACAUUCCUAUUUGAAAAAUGGCAAGUCUAUCUCAGUUGACCCACUAUUGGAAAUGGGAAACGACCCACAACGUGAAAGUCUGGAUGACUUGAAUGAUCUUGUAACCUGUGAUUGCUCUCCCUGGAAGUUGGAGGAUGGUUGUAGUCCUGAGAUCCAUCAUCUGAGACUGUUGGCCAUAAAAUGUCCUGAAAACAUCACUGACCAGUUUGUCUAUUCAUACUUUACAUCACUGAGGGUCGUAGAUAAAGAGGUGAGUGACGUGGAUGAACACCUGCUCAGAUUCCAUAAUUUAAAAGAACUGGUUUUAAGUGUCAAUAAAAUAAAAACUGUACAUUCAUCUAAUCUUCCAAGGACAUUAAAGGUGCUGGAGCUCUGUUCAAAUCAGAUUUCAAGCUUGAAGGAACUGAGUACAAACCCUCCUCCCACACUACAACAUCUGGGCCUCGCUUAUAAUAAGAUUCAAUGUUCCUCUGAAAACAUGUACUUAACAGCAGAGCAGUGGCCUUAUUUGGUUUCUCUUGACAUGAGUUUCAACGAUCUUACUGAUCUCUUCGACCUGGUUUCAAAAUUAUCGACCAUGCAGAAGCUAAGAAUUCUUAUACUUUUGGGAAAUCCAGUGACUUUCCUCUCUUAUUACAGAGGAUACACCAUAGAUAGUUUCCCUGCAUUGUGUGUACUGGAUGAUAUCCCCAUAUUACCUGAUGAAAGGCACCUUUUUGCUGGGCUAUCUAAAAAGAAAGACAAUCUUGAAAACUCGGCACAGAUCUAUGUGAGUGUUGGAAAGUUAAAAGGCAUCCCAAACCCAGCAAACUCCUCAGAUCUACAAUCAACAGAGGCAUAUCCUGUUAUUACCUACAAUUACUAUGUGACCUAUGAAUUCAUUGAGAACCAGUCAAGCAAAGAGUUGACAGCUGUUGCAUCCCAGCGUGAGGAAAUUUACAGAGAAAAUAGUUCAAAGAGCCCGGUAGUGGUGAAUUCUACAUUUCAUACUGGUUCGUACAAGACUGGAGGAGCACCUUGGAAUGAAGUUAUUGAUUGUCAGUAUAAAAAAAUGCACAAUGUGAAUGAUCUGCUGGCAUUGAAGUCCUUCCUAAUCUCAGGAAUGAGAGUAACUGUUACAGAGGAAAAGACUUUAUCAUGGCCCUUGGACCCAGAGCAGAUCCAGAAAUCAAAGGUCGUUUCGGCGUCUAACAAAAAAGGAGACAGAAAGGAGAAGGGUAGAAGCAGUUCUAAGGGGAGUAAAGCUGAAUCAAAGAGUAAGAAGAAAAAAGAAACCUUUGAUGAUUUUCGUCAUGAUCCCCCAAUCAUGAGAACAUUUGGAUCUGUGCUUGUGUCCUUAGAAAAUCUUGCACAGGGAGAGCUGGAAGUAUACAGCCUUUGUAACUUUGGAAUAUUAAACUCAGAAGAAAAGAGACCAUCAACUGCAUGUGAAAAGAACAUUAAGAAAACUAAAAAUCAGAAACCUGAUGACAGACGGGAAAGUGCAGGCAGUCGUAAAGGAACCAAUUCAUCUUCAGGAAAAGGAAAACGCAAACAUACAGCUGAACAAAAACCUGUGGAAGAGCAAGUAACUAAUCAGAUUGAACCUCUAACAGCAGAGAUACGUGUACAGUUAAAUACUUGGGAGCCAUCAUCAAAAGUUAAGACGUCAUAAGUAAAAAUACGCCUUUCUAGCAUAACCCAUGUGUCUUCACCACCAUGCUACUUUAAGUAAAAAUGAUUAUUCAUUAAAGUAUAGUCAAUGUAAUGCUAAAAUAGGUUGUGUGCUAUGCCCUUGAAAUGUAUCUUUUAUUGCCAAAACAUGCAGGAAUUUUUGUAUGAGGGUGUCCACAUAUGGCAUUAAA